GUUCUAUGUUCCCAUCAUCCCACGUGCCGGCUAUUAACGCAUCACUUGCUGCCUGUCCCCUGUAAGGAUGCGGCUUUAGGAAGCCCAGCCAUUUCCUCCCAGUUUGGCCCUGAUGUGUUGCUCGGUGGUUUCCCGUGAAACCAUGUUUUUAUCUGUGCAUUUGAAAGCGCUGCUCCGGGAAGGGUCCCCGGGCUCCAGGGGAGGGGGUUCGGGGGCGCCAGGCUGGAGCCCCCAGCUGGCCCCGCCUCCCUCGCCCACAGAGAUGGUGUCAGGGAGGUUCCACAGGCGGAGCCAAGUCUGAAAGCCCCAGCCCGGGGGCCCGGGGGCCUCGCUGCCUGCCCGGCUCACACCUGGGGGCGCCUGGGAGCGCUCAGAAGGCAGGGGGGCUCCGGCUGGCAGCAGCGGCGCCCUUUGCCCUUUGCCCUUUGCCCCGUCCCCCUCUUCGGGGUGACGGGGCACCACAGGGGGGCCUCCCUGCUGCCCGCCCCGCCGGCCCCCAAACACCCACCCCCCGGAACGGAGGGCCCAGGCCCACUUAUAAAGAGCCUACUCUGUGCCGAGCACCGGGGGAGUGCUCCCGGACAGCUUGUCCCGCACCAAGCCUUGCCUCGGGCGCCCUCUGAUGGUCACGGAGGGGCGCCGGCCCCGCGGCGGCAGGCUCGGCAGAGUCCUCCACGCGGGCCCGGGGGGUCGCCUCACGCCCUCCGCGGCUUCCCAGGCAGUCCCGGCAAACGGGGGAUGGGCCGGGAGCGGGAGGGGGAGGGGGAGAGAGAGGACGGGUCUCCCCGCCCCGCCCCCGGCGUUAAGCACACCUGUACCCGCCGCCGGCAGGAAGGCGGGGUCCGGAAGCGCGCGGGGCCUGGCUGGGGCCCGGUCUGGGACCCGGGCCGGCUCAGCCAGAUGACCGGCCCAGACUCCCCGUCCCAGAGGGGGCGGGUGCCGGGGCCCGCCGUACAGAGCCCCGCCGCGCCGGCCUGCGCCGCUUCCUCCGCCGGGGGCGGUAAAGAAGGGGUUCCUGGCUUGGGGGGGAGGGGCGGAGGAGAAACAGACCCGCGCAAGGAAACGAGGCCGUCCGCUCUGCCCGGAAGCCGGCCCGAUGCCCUGCGCCCGGCCGGCCCUUCCUGCUGGGGUGCCCUAGCCACCGCCAUGACCGUGCCCUGAGCCUGCCCCGGCCCUGCGGCUGACAGGGCGGGGCUGGGGGCAGAGGGGCUCCCCCAGGGUCGGGGUCAUGGCCUCUCUGGACCUGCCUUACCGCUGCCCCCGCUGCGGGGAGCACAAGCGCUUCCGGAGCCUGUCCUCCCUCCGGGCCCACCUGGAGUACAGCCACACCUACGAGACCCUCUACAUCCUCUCCAAGACCAACAGCAUCUGUGACGCGGCCGCUGCUGCCGCUGCCGCCGUCUUCCCCCUGGCGCCCGAUCCCACCGCCAUGUUGGCCGUGCCCGGCGCGCGCCGGGAUGUCUUUGAGAGCACCUCCUUCCAAGGCAAAGAGCAGGGGGUGGGGCCCCCGGCCCAGUCCGCCCACCACCUGCACCACCACCACCACCACUCCCCCCUCCCUCGCUUCCCCGGAGACCUGGUGCCCGCGGGGGUGUCCUGUGAGGACCUGGGGGAGCCCGGCCUGGUGCCCACCACGGCCCGCUAUGCCCUGCGCGAGAUCGAGAUCCCACUGGGCGAGCUGUUCGCCCGCAAGUCCGUGGCCUCCUCGGCCUCCUCCACGCCACCCCCUGGCUCCGGCCCCGGCCCUGGUCAGGCCUCGGCCUCCCCAGCCUCCCCGUCCCCGGCCGACAUGGCCUACGAGGAGGGCCUGGCCCGGCUGAAGAUCCGGGCGCUGGAGAAGCUGGAGGUGGACAAGAGGCUGGAGCGCCUGAGCGAAGAAGUGGAGCAGAAGAUCGCCGGGCAGGUGGGCCGGCUGCAGGCCGAGCUGGAGAGGAAGGCGGCCGAGCUGGAGAAGGCGCGGCAGGAGAGCGCAAGGCUCGGCCGUGAGAAGGAGGAGCUGGAGGAGCGGGCCUCCGAGCUGUCGCGCCAGGUGGACGUCAGCGUGGAGCUGCUCGCCUCGCUCAAGCAGGACCUGGUGCGCAAGGAGCAGGAGCUGACCAGGAAGCAGCAGGAGGUGGUUCAGAUCGACCAGUUCCUGAAGGAGACGGCGGCACGGGAGGCCAACGCCAAGGUGCGCCUGCAGCAGUUCAUUGAGGAGCUCCUGGACCGCGCCGACCGCGCCGAGAAGCAGCUGCAGAUCAUCAGCAGCAGCUGCGGCACCACGCCCAAUGCCAGCCUGGGCCGCAGCAGCGUGCCCGGGACCAAGGGCACCGGCAGGAUGCGGGACCGGCACUCGGGUCCCAUCAUGCACAACACGUACGCCGUGUCCAAUCACCGCUCCUCCUCCAGCACAGGGGCCUCCAGCCGUGUGAAGGCCUUGUCCCAGAGCUCGGGCUGCUAUGACAGCGACACUGCGGACCCCUACCCCCCGGAGGAGGCGGCGGCUGGGGACGGGGCCGGCGGCGCGGGGGCCCGGGCUGAGGGCGGCGUGGGCUUUGAGAGGCCCCAGGCGCCCCGGAGCUCGGGCCUGAGACGCCAGGCCAUCCAGAACUGGCAGCGGAGGCCUCGCCGGCACAGCACCGAAGGGGAGGAGGGCGACGUCUCGGACGUGGGCUCCCGGACCACCGAGUCCGAGGCCGAGGGGCCCUCAGAAGCCUCGGCCUCCGGCCCCACACCCCCCCGGGCCCUCAGCAGCUGCCGUCUGUCCGGUCCUGCAGCCCGCUCAGAGGGGGGCAGUGGGCGGGGCCGGCAGGCUGACAGCGGCAGCCCCUCACGCUCCAACGAAGUCAUCAGCCCGGAGAUCCUGAAGAUGCGGGCGGCCCUCUUCUGCAUCUUCACCUACCUGGACACCCGGACCCUCCUGCACGCCGCCGAGGUCUGCAAGGACUGGAGGUUCGUGGCCCGGCACCCCGCCGUCUGGACCCGCGUGCUGCUGGAGAACGCCCGCGUCUGCUCCAAGUUCCUGGCGAUGCUGUCCCAGUGGUGCACCCAGACGCACUCCCUGACGCUGCAGAACCUGAAGCCCCGGCAGCGGGGAAAGAAGGAGGGCAAGGAGGAGUACCUGAGGAGCACCAGGGGCUGCCUGGAGGCCGGGCUGGAGUCCCUGCUCAAAGCUGCCGGCGGGAACCUGCUGAUCCUGCGCAUCUCCCACUGCCCCAACGUCCUCACCGACCGCUCCCUCUGGCUGGCCAGCUGCUACUGCCGGGCCCUGCAGGCGGUCACCUACAGGAGCGCGACGGAUCCCGUUGGCCACGAGGUCAUCUGGGCCCUGGGGGCUGGCUGUAGGGAGAUCAUCUCUUUGCAAGUGGCCCCUCUUCACCCCUGCCAGCAGCCCACACGCUUCAGUAACCGGUGCCUGCAGAUGAUCGGGCGCUGCUGGCCCCACCUCAGAGCCCUGGGGGUAGGAGGAGCGGGCUGUGGUGUGCAGGGCCUGGCCUCCCUGGCCCGGAACUGCAUGAGGCUGCAGGUGCUGGAGCUGGACCACGUGGCGGAGAUCACCCAGGAGGUGGCGGCCGAGGUCUGCAGGGAGGGGCUGAAGGGCCUGGAGAUGCUGGUGCUCACGGCCACCCCGGUCACCCCCAAGGCCCUGCUGCACUUCAACAGUGUCUGCCGGAACCUCAAGUCCAUCGUGGUUCAGAUUGGGAUCGUGGACUACUUCAAAGAACCAGGGAGCCCCGAAGCCCGGAAGCUGUUUGAGGAAAUGGUGACCAAGCUCCAGGCGCUGCGGCGGCGGCCCGGAUUCUCCAAGAUCUUACACAUCAAGGUGGAAGGCGGCUGCUAACCCGGGGCGGGGGGGCCCGCGGGCACCCCUCCCACCCCCCACCGGAGGCCUCGGGCAGCACCCAAGGGACGCAGGUUUGGACUUGCCUCGGGGCAGCCGGCGGACCGGGCCCGGGCCGGGAGCUCCCCUCGGAACUCUGGCCGCCCCGCCCCCCAUCCAUGCGCCGGGAGCCGGCGCCCCCCGCCUACGCCUGCGCCCCCACCGGCCGCUGCCUCCCCUCGGAGGGCUCCGGGCCCGAAGCCGCCGCCUCUCUCCUCGGGCCCCGCACGGGGAGCUCAGUCACCAGCAGAGGCCGCCCCGACCCCGUCCUGGCUCCUCCCUUCAGGAGCUCCUGCAAUAAACCCCCCCUGUCCCUCCGAGCCCCCCCAGGGCCGCCCCCUGUAGCUGAUGUGCCCGGGCGGGCCGGGGCCCCCGGUCCUGCUCAGAGCCGAGGGGCGGGGCCGGGCCCGAGGGAGGGGCCGCUCCGGGCCCCGCCCGCCUCCCCACGGCCCCCUGCCGCGUGAGGCUGGGGCGGCCAGGCAGGGAUGACAGAGUAUUUAUUUCUGUAAGAAGAGACGAUGCAGAGAUUUUAAAGCAGAGUUAUAUAGUGUGCAUGUUUCUGAGCUCUCCGCUCUAGACCCCGGCCCUGCCCUUGACCUUGACCCGAGGCCCCCACCACACACAGACCCCUCCCAGGGGGCUCCUGACUCAGCGAGGCCCCGGGGUCUGCAGGAAGGGGGGCCUGGGCAGGAAGCUGCUGAGACACCCCCCUCCGUGCACCCUGGGGAGGGGCACCCGUGAAUCGGCUGUUUGGGGAAAUGGCGCAGGGAGAGGCAGAGGGGGCCCUGGAGGAGCUCCGCCCCAGCCGCCCACACCCGGGCCCUGGCGGGGAAUGGGGCGCUGGGCCCUAGGCACUGUCCGUCUUCUGUCCCGUCUCUCCUUUGUGUCCCUGUCUCUGUCGCCAUCUCCCCUCCCCCCAUGUCUCCAUCUCC
Molecule: messenger RNA, 4791 nt
Organism: Sarcophilus harrisii (Tasmanian devil)
Lineage: Eukaryota; Metazoa; Chordata; Mammalia; Dasyuromorphia; Dasyuridae
Gene: FBXO41
Product: F-box protein 41
Exons: 13
Coding region: 1229-3820 (863 amino acids)
Molecular function (GO): protein binding
Source: RefSeq, a predicted model, not a curated record